Molecule: messenger RNA, 672 nt
Organism: Penicillium atrosanguineum
Lineage: Eukaryota; Fungi; Ascomycota; Eurotiomycetes; Eurotiales; Aspergillaceae
Exons: 1
Coding region: 1-672 (223 amino acids)
Source: RefSeq, a predicted model, not a curated record
AUGGUAUUCAGGAAAAUCGGGUACCCAUUGGUGCUGAUCCGGCCAGAUGAGAUGGCUCUAAUGGACCCCCUCACCGUCGACGAAGUGGGCGAUCUCAUGGAUGAACUGGAGAAGCGAAAGUAUUCACGAUCCAUUAUUCCAAUUCCACACGACCCCACGCUCAUCGUCUCGGGACUUUCAACGGAUCCUGUAAGCGGCGCCAUCAUAAACCUCUACAAGCCCAAGCCACCCAUCAUCAGAAGCCCAACAGCCCCAGUCAAAGUCAAAGUCAAAGGGCAAACUCAACCCCAGCUAUCAACACCACGCAAGAGACGCUUGGAAAAAAGUACCACCAAUGACCUCCUACCCGCCAAACGAACCCGCACAGCUCCAGCAACACCCCUCAAGUCAGCAACACCAAUAAUACGCACCUCAUCGCCCAGAAGUGAACAAAAAAGACUCAAAGGGAUCCCCCUUCCCCAAAGCUGGGAAUCCGCCACCGCCGAAGAUAUACUACUCUUCAAAUUGAAAGAGUACGGCGGAACCUGGGCCGAGAUCACAGCAGAAUGGAACAGUAUCAGCGGGCGGAGUUAUGCCUCUAGCACGAUAUCGAAUCGAUGGACUAAGAUCAAUUCUACUCUGGGAGAUCCGCCUGAGAAAAUAUGGGAUCUGGAUUCUAGUAUGUCUUGCUGA